Messenger RNA from Naumovozyma castellii, 2502 nucleotides. It is a transcript of the gene KEX2, whose product is annotated as kexin KEX2. The coding region runs from base 1 to 2502 and encodes 833 amino acids. NCBI's taxonomy places the organism in Eukaryota, Fungi, Ascomycota, Saccharomycetes, Saccharomycetales, Saccharomycetaceae. The record is from RefSeq and is a predicted model, not a curated record. The transcript has a single exon.
AUGUUUCAAGUGUGCGCGUUAUGUCUGUUUAUUAUCACCACAAGAAAGUUUCAAUUUAUUAUGAACAACGAAACAACGAAACAACAAACACACCAAAAACAACCACAAAGGGCACCAAGGCAGACCGCUAUGACAGCGCUCGACGACCACACGACCCUUAUCCCCACAAAGGAUUAUGCCCGCUACCGCUACUUCGCAGUCGAGUCCACACUCUCCGUCGCUGAACUGCUGGAAAGACAUCCCGACUGGACUUACGAACAUCCAGUGAGAGCACUCCCGGAUCACUACGUCUUUUCGCAACCAUUGUCAUCCACUUUGCAAAGACGCUCACUACCAUUGGACCCACUUCCCAACCACAUUGCUUCCCUCCAGGAUCUAACUCCACAACGAGACCAUAUUGUCAAGAGAGCACCCGUCCCCAUCAUAGACUCAUCCAUGGAACCCAUCGUACAGGCGCAAAAGCAACUUCACAUCAGUGAUCCUUCGUUUCCCAAGCAAUGGCACCUUAUUAAUGCUGCAUUUCCCGGAAACGACGUUAACGUGAAACAAUUAUGGUACGAGAAUGUCACGGGAACAGGAAUCGUCGCCGCCAUUGUCGAUGAUGGUGUUGAUUACGAUAACGAUAAUAUCAAGGACAACUUCUCUCGUGAGGGGUCAUGGGAUUUCAACGAUAAUGGGCCCCUACCGAAACCAAAAUUGAAAGAUGAUUACCAUGGAACAAGAUGUGCUGGUGAAAUCGCCGCAAGUAAAAAUAAUGGUAUAUGUGGUGUUGGUGUCGCUUAUGAUGCUAAAGUCGCCGGAAUUAGAAUUCUUUCGGGGGAACUCACCGCAGAGGAUGAAGCUGCUUCAUUGGUACAUGCUUUAGACGUUAAUGAUAUUUAUUCUUGUUCUUGGGGGCCAAGAGAUGAUGGAACCCAUUUGCAAGGACCAACAGAUUUAGUGAAGAAGGCAAUGAUUAGAGGUGUCACGGAGGGAAGAGACCAAAAAGGGGCAUUGUAUGUGUUUGCAAGUGGUAAUGGUGGGGCCUACGGUGAUAAUUGUAAUUAUGACGGAUAUACCAAUUCCAUUUACUCCAUCACAGUGGGGGCCAUCGAUCACAAGGGUUUACAUCCACCAUAUUCGGAAAGUUGUUCCGCCGUGAUGGUCGUUACUUGUUCUUCAGGAUCAGGUGAAUUCAUACAUACGACAGAUAUUGGUGACAAAUGUAGUAAUACUCAUGGUGGCACAUCUGCUGCAGCUCCUUUGGCUGCUGGUGUAUAUACACUUGUCCUACAGGCAAACCCAGAACUAACUUGGAGAGACAUUCAAUAUGUUUCCAUCCUAUCAUCAAAGCAAAUUAACCAAAGUGAUGGAGAUUGGCAAAUGGGGGCUUUGGGUAAACCAUAUUCUCAUAAAUACGGGUACGGUAAGAUGGAUGCAUAUGAUAUGGUCACCAUGGCUCGCGAUUGGGAAAAUGUGAAACCACAAUCGUGGUUCUAUUCCUCCGAGGAAUCAGUAUUGAAAUCAACAAAGAUUAGUGAAGACAUACUAGAAUCUACCAUCAAGAUCGAUGAAGAUCAAUUAAAGAAGGCAAAUUUACAAAGAGUGGAGCAUGUUACAGUGACCGUGAACAUUGAUACACAAAUUAGAGGUCCCACCAUCAUUGACCUUAUCUCCCCUGAGGGAAGAAUAUCCAAUUUGGGGGUAGUAAGGAAAAGAGACGUAUCCUCCGACGGGUUCAAGGACUGGACUUUUAUGUCAGUGGCACAUUGGGGAGAAACUGGUAUCGGAGAAUGGAAGUUACAAGUAAGAACCACACAGGAUGAUAAUGAAAUUAAAUUCAAUAAUUGGAAAUUAAAAUUCUUUGGUGAAUCCAUCGAUCCAGAAAAGACUAUCCCUUUCAAAUUUGGUAAUGACAAACCGGAUGCUACACCCAUUCAAGAUAUUUCAUCACCAGUAUCAUCUACCUCAUCUAUAUCUUCAUCAUCGAUACCGCCCUCUGUAACGGUAGACCCAACCACAAUACUGGAAAUACCAAGUGCAACGGGAACAAUAGACCCUGACUUGGAUCAUAAUACUCCUAAUAGAUUACCUUCCCCAACAGAAGCAUUCCAUUACGUCAUAUCUGUUUUCAUAAUAGGUGUUAUCUUUUUAAUACUAUAUUUCCUCUUCUUUGUCAAAUCAAGAAGAAGGAUAAGAAGAACCAGAGCAGAGGCAUACGAAUUUGACAUAAUUGACUCAGACUCAGAUUACGAUUCCACAUUCGAUGGAAGUCUGGCAUCAAAUCAUGCUACCAAUGAUACAGCGGUAAACAUGGACGAUUUUGACUUUGAUUUAUCAGACGAGGACAAUCUGUCCUCAGAUCAUGGUAGUGGACAAGAUGACCCACACAUUGAUGGAUUAUUACACGAUAUGCAAGUCAACCCAUUCCAAGAAACAGAACAAGACAACAACGCUGAUGAACCAGAUCUAAUGGGUGCAACUCCGCCACCACCAGAGACGACGGAGGACACCACUAAGUAA